This is a messenger RNA of Cynocephalus volans (Philippine flying lemur), 4079 nucleotides long. RefSeq names its product signal peptide, CUB domain and EGF like domain containing 2 (gene SCUBE2). Gene Ontology annotation, cellular component: cell surface. Gene Ontology annotation, molecular function: calcium ion binding. Gene Ontology annotation, biological process: signal transduction. Lineage: Eukaryota; Metazoa; Chordata; Mammalia; Dermoptera; Cynocephalidae. The transcript is spliced from 23 exons. The record is from RefSeq and is a predicted model, not a curated record. Bases 1 to 3036 code for a protein of 1011 amino acids.
AUGGGGGUCGCGGGCCGCGGCUGUCCCGGCGCGGCCCGGGCGCUGCUGCUGCUGCCGCCUGUGCUGCUGCUGGCGGCGGCCGUCCCGCCGGGCUGGGGCCGCGCCGCGGGGCCGCCAGAGGAUGUGGAUGAGUGUGCCCAAGGGCUAGAUGACUGCCAUGCCGAUGCCCUGUGUCAGAACACACCCACCUCCUACAAGUGCUCCUGCAAGCCUGGCUACCAAGGGGAGGGCAGGCAGUGUGAAGACAUUGAUGAAUGUGACAAUGAACUCAACGGAGGCUGUGUCCACGACUGUUUGAAUAUUCCAGGCAAUUAUCGCUGCACUUGUUUUGAUGGCUUCAUGUUGGCUCAUGAUGGUCAUAAUUGCCUUGAUGUGGACGAGUGCUUGGAGAACAAUGGUGGCUGCCAGCACACCUGUGUCAACGUCAUGGGGAGCUACGAGUGCCUCUGCAAGGAGGGCUUCUUCCUGAGUGACAACCAGCACACAUGCAUCCACCGCUCAGAAGAGGGCCUGAGCUGCAUGAAUAAGGAUCAUGGCUGUAGUCACAUCUGCAAGGAGGCCCCAAGAGGCAGCGUCGCCUGCGAGUGCAGGCCUGGUUUUGAGCUGGCCAAGAACCAGAGAGACUGCAUCUUGACCUGUAACCAUGGAAACGGUGGGUGUCAGCACUCCUGUGAAGAUACUGCCAAAGGCCCGGAGUGUAGCUGCCAUCCACAGUACAAGAUGCACACAGAUGGGCGGAGCUGCCUUGAGCAAGAGGACACAGCCCUGGAGGUGACAGAGAGCAAUGCCACAUCAGUGGCGGAUGGGGACAAGCGGGUGAAACGGCGUCUACUCAUGGAGACGUGUGCUGUCAACAAUGGGGGCUGUGAUCGCACCUGUAAGGAUACUUCGACAGGUGUUCACUGCAGUUGUCCUGUCGGAUUUACUCUCCAAUUGGAUGGGAAGACAUGUAAAGAUAUUGAUGAGUGCCAGACCCGCAAUGGAGGCUGUGAUCAUUUCUGCAAAAACACUGUCGGCAGUUUUGACUGCAGCUGCCAAAAAGGAUUUAAAUUAUUAACAGAUGAGAAGUCUUGCCAAGAUGUGGAUGAGUGCUCUUUGGAUAGGACCUGUGACCACAGCUGCAUCAACCACCCUGGCACUUUUGCUUGUGCUUGCAACAAAGGAUACACCCUCUAUGGUUUUACUCACUGUGGAGAUACCAAUGAGUGCAGUGUCAACAAUGGAGGCUGUCAGCAGGUCUGUGUGAACACAGUGGGCAGCUACGAGUGCCAGUGCCAGCCCGGGUACAAGCUCCACUGGAAUAAAAAAGACUGUGUGGAAGUGAAGGGGCUCCCGCCCACUAGUGUGGCACCCCACGUGUCCCUGCAUUGCGGGAAGAGUGGAGGAGUAGACAGGUGCUUCCUAAGAUGUCAGUCUGGCAUUCACCUCUCUUCAGGACUGCAAGAAGCCUACUCUGUCACCUGCGGCGCUUCCUCUCCUCUCAGGAGCAAACAGCAAAAAUCAAAUGACUCUGCUUUUGGGGAUGUCACCACCAUCAGGACAAGUGUAACCUUUAAGCUAAAUGAAGGCAAGUGUAGUUUGAAAAAGGCUGAGCUGUUUCCCGAGGGUCUGCGACCAGUACUACCAGAGAAGCACAGCUCAGUAAAAGAGAGCUUCCACUACGCAAACCUUACAUGCAGCUCCAGCAAGCAAGUCCCGGGAGCCCCUGGCCGACCAAGCGCCCCUAAGGAAAUGUUUAUCACUGUUGAGUUUGAGCUUGAAACUAACCAAAAGGAGGUGACAGACUCUUGUGACCUGAGCUGCAUCGUAAAACGAACAGAGAAGCGGCUGCGGAAAGCCAUCCGCACGCUCAGGAAGGCUGCCCACAGGGAGCAGUUUCACCUCCAGCUAUCAGGUGUGGACCUUGAAGUGGCCAAAAAGUCUCCUAGAACAUCAGAGCGCCGGGCAGAGUCCUGUGGAAUGGGGCAGAGCUACACAGAAAACCAAUGCAUCAGUUGCAGGGCUGGGACAUAUUAUGAUGGAAUACAAGAACGCUGCAUUUUAUGUCCAAAUGGAACCUUCCAAAAUGAGGAAGGACAAAUCACUUGCGAACCAUGUCCAAGGCCAGAAAAUCCUGGGGCCCUGAAGACCCCAGAAGCUUGGAAUGUGUCUGAAUGUGGAGGUCUGUGCCAACCUGGUGAAUAUUCCACGGAUGGCUUUGCACCUUGCCACCUCUGUGCCCUGGGCACAUUUCAGCCUGACACCGGCCGUACUUCCUGUUUUACUUGUGGAGGAGGCCUUCCCACCAAACAUCUGGGAGCUACUUCCUUCCAGGACUGUGAAACCAGAGUUCAGUGUUCACCUGGACAUUUCUACAACACCACCACUCACCGAUGUAUUCGUUGCCCAGCGGGAACAUACCAGCCUGAAUUUGGAAAAAAUGAUUGUGUUUCCUGCCCAGGAAAUACUACGACUGACUUUGAUGGCUCCACAAACAUAACUCAGUGUAAAAACAGAAGAUGUGGAGGGGAGCUGGGAGAUUUCACUGGAUACAUUGAAUCCCCAAACUAUCCAGGCAAUUACCCUGCCAACACCGAGUGUACAUGGACCAUCAACCCGCCCCCCAAGCGCCGCAUCUUGAUUGUGGUCCCCGAGAUCUUCCUGCCCAUAGAGGAUGACUGUGGAGACUACCUGGUGAUGCGGAAAACCUCUUCGUCCAAUUCUGUGACAACAUAUGAAACCUGCCAGACCUAUGAGCGCCCCAUCGCCUUCACCUCCAGGUCAAAGAAGCUGUGGAUUCAGUUUAAGUCCAAUGAAGGGAACAGUGCCAGAGGGUUCCAGGUCCCAUACGUGACCUACGAUGAGGACUACCAGGAACUCAUUGAAGACAUAGUUCGAGAUGGCAGGCUCUAUGCAUCUGAGAACCAUCAGGAAAUACUUAAGCAUUGCGGAUGUGGACUGAGAAUGGCUUUGAGUGACACCUGCUUCUCCUGCUGUGGGCAGGGGUCUUGCAUACAGCAAGGACUGGCUGAGCUGGACUUCAGUCAGCUCAGGUGAGACUCACCUGCCCUUCUUGAUUCUCACUCCUCGCAAGUAGCCUGUAAUGGAAAAGAGGCCACAGAAGAGGCGGCUUUGUCUGAAACUUCAGCUUCCUCCAGCCCAGCCCUCCCUAAGGGAGCCCUCUGCACCCAGGUGCUGGCUCUGACCAGGCAGAACAGGCGAGGGGUGGGGGGCACCAUUCAGGUGCCCUCCAGGUACCAUUCACCUACCCUGAGACCUGGGAGGACUCCAUUUCUCCACAGCCUUCUCCAGCCUGUGUGAUAUAAGUUUCACCCCAGGAGCUUGAGUUCUAAGCAGUGAUCAUUAAAAAAUACUUAAAGCAGAAAGAAUUAGGAAUAAAAAGACAAGUACUAAGCACUUCUGGAGACAUAAUAAUGUACACCUAUUGACAGCCUUCUUAGUUGUCAGCUUCCACCUUGCAGCAAGUGCAGAUGCUAGUUUGAGCACCUUCAGCUGUGCCAUUGGACACUCUGUGGGGCGCUGCCUUAGGGCUCGGACAGUUCAGGUGGGGCGUGAUCUCCUUGGUGGAUGAGAAUCAUCUAUCGUCAUGAAAAAGGGAUUUCACCAUCCCUAAGGCAGUACUGCCAAAGGUCCUGCUUCCACCCGUGGGCUUCGAACCCCAGGGGGCUGGGAUGCAUUGAGGCCCAGCCUCCACUAAGGGUGGUCUCACUCUCUACUGUAACCACUGCCAGUAGCAGCCACACAAGUCCCGGCCUCGAAGUGCCACACGGUUAUCUUACUUUGGGUCAGCACAGUGGGGUCUCAUAGUCAUUUUCUCCCACAUGAACUUGAAUUUUUAAUAUUAUUGAAUUUUUAAACAUUUAAAUCCCCAGGCAAAAAUCUCAUUACAGUGAGAAAAGAAUCCUGUCAAACAAGCCACCAUUUCCCUAAAGGACAGACUGUAACCACAGUGUUUGGUUAUUUCAGUAACAAUUCUGUACACAAUCAAUCCUACAACAAAGUACUAAAAAAUGUUUAGCAAGUAUAUUGGAAGAAAACAAAGACUAUUUCAUUAUUGUUGAACGUGCUUUUCACUUUUG